UUUUUUUUUUUUACUUCAUUGUCACAAAGUUUUUUUUUUUCGUCUUUAGUUUUAUUUUCCUUGAAUAACUAUAAGAUGGCCAUUGAUAAUGAUCAAGAUUUACCUGAUGAGUUAUUGAAAAAACUGGAAGGUUUACAAUUGGAACUAGAAGAUGGUGAUAUUACACAAAAGGGGUACGAGAAGAAACGAGCAACUCUGUUGGAACAACAUGCACAAAAGAAGAAAGAAGAAGAGGAGGCAUUGUUAGCUUCUUUGGGACCUGAACCUAGUGCUGCUGAUGUGGUUGACUUUUUGGAUUAUUUACCUUCACCUACUCACUCUCCUCCUCGACCUUCCCCUGGCGAACAAAUGAUGGAACAACAUCACCAACAACAACAACAAUCUAGUACUUCCUUGGCAUCACAUUCUACUAUAUCCACUAGUCGUACAUCAUCUAUCACCAAUAAUAGUAUCCAUAAUAGAUAUGUAUCUCCUGAUCCAUAUCAACAACAAUCCAUAUCAGCAGCACCACCACAACAACAACAACAUUGGCAACAACAACAACAACAACAACAACCUCUGGUAGGUUAUGCGUCCGAAAAUACCAUGAAUCCAGGUCAAUACUAUCCUGUCAAUAUGAACACGGGUUCGCCUCGACCAAGCCGAGGUUAUGAUCCUCGCAUGAUACGUCCUCAAUAUGCUCCACAACCUCAGUAUUAUCCAUCAUCAUCAUCAUCACCAUCAUCAGCUCGCCCAUUACCUUCAACACCUAUGUAUCAACGACCUAUGCCACCUCCUGGAUCAGUUUACCCUCAACAACAACCACGUCCAAUGUAUUCAAAUCAACAAAGACCAAUGUAUCGUCCUGGAACUCCAAUUAUCAAUGGUGGGAUGCAGAGACCUCCUCCUCCUCCUCAAAGUGGUGGUAAUAGUGGUGGUGCUUAUUAUCGACCUGGUCCUCCUCCUCAAGGUUAUAAUCUUCAAGGUCGAUCUCCUACUUUGGAUCAACGUAUUCCCUAUGGUUAUAAUGGUGGUGGUGUAUCAAGAUCAUCUACUCAACAUUCUGCUCCAGGAAGAUAUUCAUCCUAGAUUAUUGGGUAUUUUAUAGUAGUUUAAUAAAUUAGUUAUCAAUUUUAGUUAUAGAAAGGUGGAUCAUUAUUAUUCUUUUUUUUUUUUUUUUUGGUUU
Molecule: messenger RNA, 1165 nt
Organism: Halteromyces radiatus
Lineage: Eukaryota; Fungi; Mucoromycota; Mucoromycetes; Mucorales; Cunninghamellaceae
Exons: 1
Coding region: 76-1068 (330 amino acids)
Source: RefSeq, a predicted model, not a curated record